Messenger RNA from Olea europaea var. sylvestris, 911 nucleotides. RefSeq names its product RING-H2 finger protein ATL8-like. The record is from RefSeq and is a predicted model, not a curated record. Lineage: Eukaryota; Viridiplantae; Streptophyta; Magnoliopsida; Lamiales; Oleaceae. Bases 114 to 713 code for a protein of 199 amino acids. The transcript has a single exon.
UAAUCUAUCUUGUGUCUGUCAUUUUCCUCGUUUGCAUCAUUAAAACUAGAAAAACACCCGUAGCUAAAAUACACAGCAGAUAAAACAUAAAUAAAAUUCUUUUAUCUCAUUUCAUGCCUCUCCGUUCUCGUUUCCUUGGCGGCGUAAAUGCAUCGCCACCGCAAGCACCGCCGUCGAAGGAGUCACCUACACCAACCGAGCCCCUGAAGUCGGACUACAUAAUCAUACUUGCCGUGCUAUUCUGUGCAAUCAUCUGCGUUCUUGGCCUUUCCAUCGUGGUCCGCUGCGACUGGAUCCGCCGCAUCACCAGCGGAGCCGUCGCUGCCCUGCCAAACGCCUCGACGCCUGCCAAUAAAGGACUUAAAAAGAAGGUCCUGAAGUCCCUACCGAAGUUAAUCUACGGUGAGGAUGAGAGAGUCGAGAAGCUCGCUGACUGCGCCAUCUGCAUGGCGGAGUUCGCCGCCGGAGAAGAGGUCCGUGUGCUUCCACAGUGCCGCCAUAUCUUCCAUGUCGAAUGUGUUGACACUUGGCUUCGUUCCCACUCCUCCUGUCCCUCUUGCCGCGAGAAUUUGGUCGUCAGCAGGUGUCAGAAAUGCAGAAAUUUGCCGGCCGCCACCUCUUCCUCCUCCUCCUCCUAUGCUGCGACCAACUUUGGAGCUCUGCCUCAGCCAGCCUCCAGACCAAUAGACCGUUUUACUAUGAUUUUCCCUUAACCAAAUCGUAAUUAGCUUGAUUACUCAAUACUUCAUACAUUAGCAGGUUUGAUCGAAUGGAUUAAUCCAGCGUUAGCAGAAGAAGAGAAGAUCAGUUGCUUUCUUAGUGUAUGUAAUGUGUAUGUGUGUAUUCUGUAUUGUGGUAGAAAGAAAAAAAACAUAAACCAAUUACUUUAUUUACUUACCCUCUUUUUCUUU